AUUUUUACAUUAUUAAUUUAUCAUAACGGUCAAAAUCCAGAAUCUAGCAGCUCUCUGACGUCGUUUCUUCAUUUGUAAAUAGUUGUUAGUUUUAUUAAUAACAAAAAUAUAACUUCAUUUACGCAGAAAUAUUUGCCAAUCUUUGCGUCAUGACUUUAAGACAUUGUGCCAUAUUUCUUUGACUUUAAAGCAACAUUUUCAAGCCACAAAGCAAAUCAUUUAUUUUUUUAAAUUUGUCAAAUAUAUUUUUUUAUUCUUUCGUGUCACUUUUGUGUUAAUUUUGUAGAGUUUGAGGAUGAUAUUUAAUCAUUUUAAUUUAACUUUUAAUCCAGUUUCAGUUCCCCUGGUCUGAGUAUAUUUUGCAUUUUCUUGACAUAUUCCUCGACAUUUUCUGUGGCUCCUUUUGUUUAUUUACAAAUAUUUAUAUUGAUUUUUAAUUUCACAGAUAUUUCCAGACCUGUGCUGGACUCCAGAGAGACAGAGGGGGAGAUACAGGAGGGGAGAGACGGGGGACUUGAGGGACACAGGAAGAGAGGCAGACUCCUGGGUUUGGUCUUGGGUUGGAUCAUGGCUCCAAGGAGGUUUGAAACCAAACCGAUGAUUUACUGUUUGAAGACUCUGCUGCUGCUCUACUCCUUCAUCUUCUGGGUGAGAACAUAAAUAUAUACCACCAGAACGUCCUUAAAAACUCUUGAAAUGAUGAAACUCGAAGCAGAUCAGUGCGUACAUUAAACGUCAUUUGAGGUUUGAUUAAAAGUUCAUCAUGAUGUGUGUUAAUUUGGCCGUGUUGUAUAACGUGCGGUACGUGCGGAGGUCGAAGGUCAGCUGAGGUUCAGUAAUUCUCUGCGGUCUGAGGAAUGAGGAGGCUGUGACACGCAGACGAUAAUGAAGAUCAGGAACAUAAACGCCGUCUGACUCAGACAUGAAGGAAUACAACAUCAAAUAAACAAACUUCUCAUCGUUCUCAUGAGUUUGGAAAGUGAACACAAAUGUUUUUAUUUUCUUUAUGCACACACCUUUCUUUGUGUGUGUGUGUGUGUGUGUGUGUGUGUGUGUGAGUGUGCGCGCGCUAGUGUGUGUGUGUGUUUUAAUGUUGUAAGGACGUCGCUCUGACUCUUCUUCUCGUCUGUUUGUCAGUUUUACACUUUGAUGUCAGAGCUCAUUACAGUCAUGAGGUGCUCAGUCUCUAACACACACACACACACACACACACACACACACACACACGCUGUUCUGCUCGAUGAUAAACUUCGUACUUAUUUUGUAAAGAGCUGUUACAUAAAUGUAGAGCAGUAUGAAGUGUUUAAUUUUCCUCCAUGUUUUGAGCAGAAUAAGAACGUCUGAACAGAUGUUUUUAUUCUGAACCCUCUGGAGCUCUCAGGACAUUUUUAAUGACUUUUUACUUUUCAUUUGUUGAUAAUUUUAGCUGUGUUAAUGCAAAUGGGAUGGUUUUUUUCACUUUUUUUUUCUUUCUAAAUUUAAAACUUGACCACCAAUUAUUAUAUCAGACAAUUUACAUUUAGAUCCUAAAGUACGAUAAAAAUAUCAUACAUUAAUAUUUUUUCCACUUUUUUUUCUUAAAUCUUUUAAUCAAAUUCAGUCCUGAUCAGAUCUACCAAAUAUUAAUUAAUUUCAGAAUUUUAACCCUUUAAAUGCGAGUUUGACUAUAUAAUAUCACUGUUAUUUUUUUUUAUCAAGGUCUAUCACAUCGUAGGACACAUCAUAGACCUUGAUAAAAAAAUAAAAAAAUAAAAAAAAGACAUUCCUGCCCAGCAACUAAUAUAUAGAAAAUAUCUCCAAAUUCCCUUUUUUUCCAUUAAAAAUAAAAGUAAGGAGAUGGACAUUUUUGUCAUUUUGACAUUUUGACAUUUCGGCCAUCUAAGAACAUAAACCGAACUUUUUUAGAAAUUGUACAAUAAAUCAAUCAUAAUGAUGCAGCAAAAUUAAUGUUGUUAAUUACUGACACAUCACAGACCUUGAUAAAAAAAAAGAAAUUCCUGCCCAUCAACUCAAACAUUGAAAAUAACUCCAAAUUCAAUAUUUUCCCAUUAAAAAAAUAACAGUAACAUCAUAUGGUCAAACUGUCAUUUAAAGGGUUAAAAUUCUGAAAAUAAAUCAAUAUUUGGUAGAUAUGAUCAGGAAUGAAAAUGAUUAAAAGAUUUAAGCAAAAAAAAAAAGUGGAAGAAAUAUUCAUGUAUAAUAUUUUUUUAGCACUUUCAGGAGAUGGACAUUUUUGUCCUCUAAGGACCUAAACGUAACUUUUUUUAUGAACCCUGAGCGGUAAAUGUAGCAGAAAAGUAUAAACGUUUUAUAUAUUAGGAAUGCUUCCUGAUUGGCCGACUAUCUGACUUGUAGCCCCGCCCUCUCAGGUGUCAGGUGUGGUGCUGCUGUCAGUGGGGUUAUGGUGGAAGUUUAUGUUGGGUCCCUACAUGCUCCUGAUCUCCAGCAGCCCCUCAAACGCUCCAUACGUCCUCACCGGCACUGGCGCCGCCAUCAUCCUCUUUGGGCUGUACGGCUGCUUCGCUACCUGCAGGGGGCGCCCCUGGAUGCUCAAACUGGUCUGUAUUAUCUUGUGUUUAUGGUGGCCGAGAACUGCCACUGCUGCAUAUACAAAAAAAAAAAGAAGUGGUGAUUGCGGCGGGCUUCGGUUUCUUUUUUUGCAUCGGUAACUUCCGUUGUGAUUUCUUUUUUUUGCAUCUUUUUAUUUGCAGCAGUGGCGUUUCUCGACCACCGUAUGUUUUUCUACUCUCAGUAUUGAUACUAUUUGUCACAGGUUUCCUCAUGACCUCUGACCUCUCCUCAGUACGCCGUGUUUCUGUCCCUGGUCUUCCUGACUGAACUGAUCGCUGGGAUCUCUGGAUUCGUCUUUCGCCACGAGGUUUUUACACUUCUUUAAAAAAGACACACACCUCGAACACAAACACAGCUCUUGACUUUAACAGCGUUCUUUGUUUUUGUGUUUGAGCUCAGAUUAAAGAGACGUUCCUCACGACGUUCAGCGACGCGGUGAUGAGGUACGAUGGACGAGACGACAGGAGUCUCGCUGUGGACGGAGUUCAGCGCAGAGUCAGUUUCUUUUUGAGUCUCCUUUUUUUACGUCUGUCUCCUCUCUGUCCCUCACUACCUUUAUUCCUUUCCUACCCUCGAAUCCCUCCUUUCCUUCCUCUUGUUUCCUAGUAUCACCUUCUUCCCCUUGUAUCCUUGUAUCCCUCCUUUCCUCCCCCUUGUUUCCUUGUAUCCCUCCUUCCUCCAGUUUCCUUGUAUCACUCCUUCCCCUUGUUUCCUUGCAUCCCUCAUUUCCUUCCUCUUGUUUCCUUGCAUCCCUCCUUUCCUUUCUCUUGUUUCCUCAUAUCCCUCCUUCCUAUUGUUUCCUUGUAUGCCUGCUUUCCUUGUAUCCCUCCUUUUUUCCCUCUUGUUUCCUUGUAUCCCUCCUUUCCUCCCUCUUGUUUCCUUGUACCCCUUGUUUCCUUGUAACCCUUGUUUCCUUGUAACCCCUCUUUAUCUUGUUUCCCUGUAUCCCUCCUUCCUCUUGUUUUCUUGUAUCCCUCCUUCCUCUUGUUUCCUUAUAUCCCUCCUUUCCUUCCUCUUGUUUCCUUGUUUCCUUGUUCCCCUUGUUUCCUUGUAUCCCUCUUCCCCCUUGUUUCCUUGUAUCCCUCCUUACCUGAGGUUUAGUUAAUAAACCCCACACACACACAUCUGUGUUUGUUUUUCAGUUGCACUGCUGUGGGGUCUAUAACUACACCAGCUGGUUCAGCAGUGUGUAUUUUCCGGUCAGUGGGGUUCCCUCCAGCUGCUGCGUGAGCUUCUCCGACUGCAGCUUAACUGACCUGAAGGAUUCGACUCUGGCCGCACACAAAGUCUACAAACAGGUGGGAAAACACACACACACACAAACACACACACACACACACACACACAAACACGCUUCAUCAUGUGACUGCAAAAGCACAAAUGGAGACAGUUUGAUGCUUUUAUGACCGAGGUUUGAAAAUUCAUCUUGACUUUGUGUAAUAGCCGAUUUAAAUAAAUAAAAAAAACACAAAAAUGAAGAAUUUAAACCUUUAUGAUGAAAAAAGUGAAUUUUUUAACAACUAGAUUUAAAAUCAAAUGGAUGACCACGCUGUGUCUGCAGGGCUGUUAUGAGCUGGUUACAUCUUUCAUCGAGGGCAACAUGGGAAUCAUCGCUGGAGUCACCUUUGGCAUCGCCUUCUCUCAGGUACAAGCUGAGUACUACUGAGUACACAAUACUGCAGUAGUACUAGAGCUGUAGUGCAGGACCAGGAGGUUUUUACCCUGACUGGAACCAGGAGGGAACUCUAAUGAUAUAUUUUAAAUAAAAACUGUCUGUCUCAGCUGAUCGGGAUGUCUCUGGCCUGCUGUUUGUCUCGCUUCAUCAACGCCAACCAGUACGAGAUGGUGUGACAGGUAACACACACACACACAUUGUAUUCUUCACUUAAAUCAAUCUUCUCAGUGAGUCUCAGGUCUCAUUUUGUGUCCUCUGUUUGUUUCUUUGACAGAAACUCAUCAGACGUAAACCUAAGAACACACUUUCAUGUGCAGAGCCUUCGACAUUCCUCUUUUUUUCUUUGUUUUGUCACUUUGUUGAAGCGAAUCGGUCCAUUCUCUGUCUCUCAGGUCAAAUUUAACGAUAUAAUGUACAUGAUAAAUAACAAAUAUAAUCAGAAUAAUGUCAUUGUACCACUUAUUUGUUGAUGUUUCUGUCUUGCAUGUUGGAAUUAAAAGUUGACCUGAUCCUGUGCA
This is a messenger RNA of Xyrichtys novacula (pearly razorfish), 4764 nucleotides long. NCBI's taxonomy places the organism in Eukaryota, Metazoa, Chordata, Actinopteri, Labriformes, Labridae. The record is from the annotation of a GenBank genome assembly.